AUCUGUUGCUCCGCCGUCUGAUUCCAACGCGCAGAGUCACGGAGUCAGAAUCAUGGCCGUCGCCAAUCUUGCGCCACUCUUCUCUCACCCAAACCCCUCUCCUAAAUUUUCUUCUCUUACUUUCAACUCCAAUCCUCUGUUCUGCACUCACCAAUCUCGUUAUUUCCGGACCGGAAAAUCGCCGCUAACCGCCAACAAUACAAAGCCAAGGCGGCUCUACGUAGCCGUCUCAACCUCACAUUCUCUGCAGGCUCUCAUCUUUGAUUGCGAUGGAGUGAUUCUGGAAUCCGAGCACUUGCACCGCCAAGCUUACAAUGACGCUUUCUCUCAUUUCAACGUCCGUUGUCCUCCAUCCUCCGCGCCUCUCAACUGGUCUCUCGAAUUUUACGAUGUGCUCCAGAACCAGAUUGGUGGUGGCAAACCAAAGAUGAGAUGGUACUUCAAGGAACACGGGUGGCCAUCUUCAACAAUUCUCGAGAAGCCGCCGGAGAGUGAUGAGGAACGUGCCAAGUUGAUUGAUACUCUACAGGAUUGGAAGACUGAGAGAUACAAAGAAAUUAUCAAAUCUGGAACUGUUAAACCUCGACCUGGAGUUCUGAGAUUGAUGGAUGAGGCUAAGGCUGCUGGGAAGAAAGUAUCAGUUUGCUCUGCAGCAACUAAGAGUUCAGUUAUACUGUGUCUUGAAAAUCUUAUUGGAAUUGAGCGCUUUCAAGGUCUUGAUUGCUUCCUUGCAGGUGAUGACGUGAAGGAAAAGAAGCCUGAUCCAUUAAUAUAUCAGACAGCUUCUAAGCAACUAGGUGUUUCAGAGAAAGAUUGUUUAGUGGUGGAGGAUAGCGUGAUUGGGCUACAGGCAGCAACAAGAGCUGGGAUGUCAUGUGUGAUUAGUUAUACACCUUCAACAGCUGAACAGGAUUUUACGGAUGCCAUAGCAAUCUAUCCUGAUUUGAGUAACGUGAGAUUGAAAGACUUGGAGCUAUUACUUCAAAAUGUUGUUGCUGCCAGUUAAGAGUACAACAUAUUCCUUGGAAUUCACAGCAAGAGCUGAUUUUAGAUGUUAUUGAAUUUCAAC
Molecule: messenger RNA, 1069 nt
Organism: Rubroshorea leprosula
Lineage: Eukaryota; Viridiplantae; Streptophyta; Magnoliopsida; Malvales; Dipterocarpaceae
Source: the annotation of a GenBank genome assembly